AUGUACCAGGGAUUAGAAUUAAGCACAAGAGCUAUUGAGAAAGCAGGAUGGAAAGUCUCCACGCCCCUCCAGUUGCAGGAUCUGGACACCGAUACAGCUAAGCACUUUAUUCAAAAGGACUGCAAGCGAGACCUGCGGAUAAAUUGGGACGGGGACUGUCUCCGGUGUCUGGUCGUGCAUCUCGAACCCCAAGAACGGGUAGCAAUUAAAGAUCCAGUUUUGCAAACUGCGCUCCGAAAAGGAUGGAUUCCAGCGGAAUUCGUUCGUCUUCUGGGGAGUGGGAAUGCAGGCACAUCGCUCCUGUGGACGGCUGACCGAAGAAGUCUUUUCCUACAGCUACCCAAAGCUGGGAAUGGCCUUGUCACGAUGAUCUUAACAUGCCUACCCUCCGUGCGACCAAAUGCAAGAUGUCAACCCCAAACCGAUUGGGCCUGCAUCAUCCUGUCUUCCGAUGGUGUUGACAUUGAGAGCCUAUUAGCUAAAGAUCCCUUCCCGAAUGACUACACCAGGAUGCCGGCAGAUUUCAUGAUUCUUCCCGUGAGCCUGUUCCGAUGGCGGGUGGAGCUGCUCGUCGAGGAAUUGGAGAAUCUCACUCGCAAUGUGGUAAAUGAAGAAGAACAGCUAAUAUCGGCAGUCGAGCUGUCUGAAUUGGACUUGAUUAGGAAGGCCAUCUUCGAGCUCGGAAAGGUACAAUUGCGAUUACGGAGGAAAUGGGUCUGCACGCUGGAGGUUGCAGCGACACUCUCGCAGUAUUUUGACGCUAUUGAGAGGAGAUAUGCUGAGGAGGAAGUCGCACCGCGGUAUUCCGAGAUUCUUAGACAGAGAGUCCGGAUGGAUGCACAACUUUGUGGGUCAUUGGAAUAUGACUUGCAGAUCAUACCGUCGAAGAUUGAUUCCCAGCGCCAGAUGGUAUGUCCUCAUGGAGAGAUCCAAAAGUAA
Aspergillus chevalieri is the source of this 939-nucleotide messenger RNA. RefSeq lists its product as uncharacterized. The record is from RefSeq and is a predicted model, not a curated record. Lineage: Eukaryota; Fungi; Ascomycota; Eurotiomycetes; Eurotiales; Aspergillaceae. Bases 1 to 939 code for a protein of 312 amino acids. The transcript is spliced from 5 exons.